GGCCUAGAGUGUCGCUCGUUGAAAUCGGUUUUAAGACUUUUGGACGUUGUUACUCGAUGACUGGUGCUCAUAUGCACUGGUUUAAGAGACGACGCGAAGACGCUGACCAGAGAGUGGUAGGCGACUCUAUCAACAAGUUAUCGUGAGCCUGGGAACUAGAUUAUUCUUUGGCGGCAGAUACCCUUUAUUUUUUCUUUCCUUUUCUCUAGCAGCAUCAUAAAAAAAAGUCACACACUUCCCACGUUAUAACGUCAUAACUGCAUGCCAAUAUCUUAAUUGUCGUUGAUAAUGGUUUUAUUUGAUGUGACCGAUUUCUACAAACAAUAGUCUGGCCGUUAUUUAUUAUUCUGUAAGAUUUUAGUUUCUUAUAAUGGUGUGUGGGCAUAUCAUUACACAUACCUACUCGUAUAUUUCUGUAUUUGAUUGUAUUAUAAUACAUUUAUGUUAUUAUUAUAUUCUUAUUUAGCUAAAAAAAUCAUUCACACAAGUCAAGAAAUAUAUAGAAAUCGGUGGCCAUCCGGAUGAAUUUGCCAACGGCGCAGCCGUGGACUGUACAAAUAUUGGUUUUGGUUAUAUAAAUAAAAAAGAAAAACAAGGAAUGGAAGGCUGGAGAAUUGAAACUAAAGUGAGAAAUGGUGAAAACGCUCCUACAGGAAGAAACCUUAAAAAUUGGAAAGAAUUUUUGUGUUCGGCUACUGGAACGACGCAGGUGGUAUGUCAAGGAGAUAGCGGAGGUCCAAUGAUUUGCAACGGCAAGCUAUAUGGUGUAUGCAGUUUUUAUUAUAACUUCAAAGGGGGGAAGAAUGAAUGUGGAAGUCCUGACAUACAGACAUUACAUGUAUUCCUAUACCAUUAUUUAAAAUGGAUAUAUGAUAUAAUAGAUCCUAAAAAAGAUGGAGAUGAUAAAAAUGAUGAAAAUGAUAAAAAAGAUGAAAAUGAUAAGAAUGAUAAAAAUGAUGAAAAUGAUAAGAAUGAUAAGAAAGAUAAAAAGAAGAAAAAGAAGAAAAAGAAGAAAAGAAGAAAAAAUUCUGGAAAUUCGCUUAAACCGCACCUUACAAUGUAUACAAUUUUAGCAAUAUUAUUUUAUAUGGUAUAUUGACCAAUGGCGUAGCCAUGAAUUACCCGAGGGGGGGUUUAAUGACCAUUUUUAUUUGUUCACCUAAAAUAUAUUGUUCAGGAGCGGUAAAACUAAAUACGCUAAAAUAUACUGAGUUGUACGCUGA
Messenger RNA from Acyrthosiphon pisum (pea aphid), 1223 nucleotides. RefSeq lists its product as uncharacterized. The transcript has 2 exons. NCBI's taxonomy places the organism in Eukaryota, Metazoa, Arthropoda, Insecta, Hemiptera, Aphididae. The record is from RefSeq and is a predicted model, not a curated record. Gene Ontology annotation, biological process: proteolysis. Gene Ontology annotation, molecular function: serine-type endopeptidase activity. The coding region runs from base 599 to 1099 and encodes 166 amino acids.